UAAUUUUUUAAGAUAUUUUUUAUUAUUUAGAUAAAGUAAUACAAUAUGGGUUGUUUUGCACUUUCAAGUGAACCAGUCAUAUUUUUAUAUACAACUAUUUUUACAAUCAAUUACUCUAUACUACCUCAGCUUGUUGUUCACAAAUUGUGUCUACAAAUUUUCAAUAAAACAGAAUGUGAAAAACCAGAAACUUAUCCAGUGACAAUUCAAAAGGAAGCCUCGACUUGGUGGUUUUAUAUGCUAACAUGUUCAUUAGUGCCUUCCGUUUUAACCGUGCUUGUAUGGGGUCCAUUAACCGAUAUAAUUGGUAGACGAUAUGCUAUGUUGGCAGUACCUUUUAUUAAUGCUAUGCGUUCAAUCAUAUAUCUUAUAAACGCUUACUUUUUGCAUGCUCAUGUUGGGUAUUUACUAUUUGGUUCAUUUUUGUCUUGUUUUUAUGGUGAAUUUCAAGGUGUCGUAGCUCUUUGCUAUGCUUAUAUGGCUGAUAUUACUCAAGAUAAUCUUGAUAAUAGAACAAUGCGAAUGGCCUUUCUUGAGAGCAGUUUGUUUUUUGCCGGUGUACCUUCAGGCUUAUUAGCUGGGUAUCUACUACAAGAAAUUGGGUACGUUCCAGUGUUUAUAUUAACAUUGAUUGUUAACCUAAUAAUGUUUUUCUAUGUGUUUUGUUUCUUGCCGGAUAAAAAAUCGCUUAACUCUGUAGGUAAUAAAUCUACGGAAGUAGCUACAGAACAAUUUCUCAACUGUGUCGGAAAAAUUGAAAAAAAAAAAAUUGCUUUACUUAAUCCUAUCAAGCAUAUCAAAAAAGUAAUAAUGGUAAUAACGUCACGAGAAAAUCGAUUGAUUAUUUUGCCGUUAAUAUUAGCUUUUGGUGUUACCGUUUGUUCAUUGUUUGGUGAACUUAUUGUUCAGACCCUGUAUUUACAAAACGAGCCAUUUAACAUGUCGCCUAAACUAUUAGGGUAUUAUUCUGCGGCUCAAUCUACUGUGCGUGGUAUUGGUAUUAUUUUUGUUACCCAGCUCUCUUAUCGGUUGUUGAAGUUAAACGACUACACUCUUAUAUUCAUUGGUCUACUUAGUCUUACUACAUGUUACUUGUUAAUUGGUCUGGCUAGGUCGGUUGAAGCUGUUUUUUUGGUAAAUAUAGUUGGUUUUGCUAUUCCUACAACCACGUCCGCUCUCAGAUCAGUUGUGACAAAGCAAGUUUCUUAUGAAAAUUAUGGUGCUGUGCUUUCCUCUAUGGAAGCAUUUGAAGCUAUUGCUUCUGUAGCAGCUAAUGGUAUUUCAUUAUGGACUUAUAACUUGACCUUGGACGUCUAUUCAGGAGUUGUUUUUUAUGGUCUCAGCGGAAUCACUUUAAUUGCUUUUGUCUUUGUUAUGUUAGCCUGUUGUUGUUCUCGUUCCAUAGAUAUUGUUGAAAUUAAAUAACUUGUCUGUCUUGGCAUUUUAUAGAUAUUUUAAAUUAUUUUAUAGCUAGUUUUACAUUUUAAUAUUUGAAAUUACAAACUCAAAUUCUAUUUUUAAUUAUAAAUAAAUAUUAUAUUUUGCAUAACAGAUUAUAUAGAUGUAUGAAUAUUUUAAUACGCAAUGGUUGUACACAUAAUAUAUGAAAAGCUGUGAUUAUACAUUUGAUAAUAUAAACUUAAUUCUUCGUUUGUUAAA
Messenger RNA from Hydra vulgaris (swiftwater hydra), 1659 nucleotides. The record is from RefSeq and is a predicted model, not a curated record. NCBI's taxonomy places the organism in Eukaryota, Metazoa, Cnidaria, Hydrozoa, Anthoathecata, Hydridae.